This is a messenger RNA of Eriocheir sinensis (Chinese mitten crab), 3985 nucleotides long. Its product is annotated as sodium-dependent nutrient amino acid transporter 1-like. The coding region runs from base 342 to 2015 and encodes 557 amino acids. Gene Ontology annotation, molecular function: L-amino acid transmembrane transporter activity. Lineage: Eukaryota; Metazoa; Arthropoda; Malacostraca; Decapoda; Varunidae. The record is from RefSeq and is a predicted model, not a curated record. Gene Ontology annotation, biological process: sodium ion transmembrane transport. The transcript is spliced from 9 exons. Gene Ontology annotation, cellular component: membrane.
GUUAUGGGAGGCUCACCCAUCAGGCUAGUCGUGUCACUACAUACACACAGGCGGGUCCACUCCCAUUUCAUUGCUCACCUGGCGGCGAGCGAGGGGAGCCUCGCUCGGCAGUUUGCUGACAGCCUCAGUCAGAGUGGGAAACGAGUGAUCCAGAGAGUGCCGGCUCAGGGUGGAGCAGCCCGGGAGUGGUGAACAGAAGCUUUGUUGGUGACGAGGACGCCGGAGGACAACAUGGCAGUCCCCCGCUACCGUCAGCCGCCGAGACGCCCCCAAAUGAGGCGUCGGGGCCGAAGCGAGAGCAAUGGAACAACAAGCGAGAGUUCCUGCUGUCGUGUGUGUCCAUGGCUGUCGGCGUCGGGAACGUGUGGAGGUUUCCGUUCGUGGCCUUGGAUAACGGCGGGGGGGCGUUCCUAAUCCCUUACCUCCUGGUGCUGGUGUUUAUCGGCAAGCCUCUGUAUUAUCUCGAAUUUAUUCUUGGCCAGUUUCCCUCAGCUGGCCCCGUUGAGGUGUGGGGCAUCUGUCCUGCUUUCCGAGGUAUCGGGUAUGGACAGGCCAUCGCUACGUGGGCUGUGUCAACCUUCUACGUUUCCCUAAUGGAGAUGUGCGUCUUCUACUUCUUCGCCUCCUUCAGUGCAACGUUGCCCUGGGUUGUGUGUGGGUCCUGGGCGAGCAGCAUGUGUGUGGAUGUUACCUCGAACUCCACAUCCUAUACUGCGAACUCUACAUCAGGGAGUCAAGGAGGAAUAUCGGCCGCCGAAGAAUAUUUAGUCAACGAGGUGCUAAAGGUGGACCCUGAAGGGUUCCGGAAUGGCAUUGGCAUGCCGGAUUGGCGCCUCUCCCUUUGCCUGCUGCUGUCAUGGGCACUGGUCUUCAUAGUGCAGGCCAGGGGCGUCAGGAGCUCAGGAAGGGCAGCCUACUUCACUGCCCUCUUCCCCUACGUGGUGCUCGUGGCGAUGCUCAUCCGAGGAGUGACGCUGCCGGGGUCACUAGAGGGAAUCCUGUUCUUCCUCACUCCGCGCUGGGAGAUGCUGCUCAAUCCGGGGGUGUGGUACGCGGCGGUGGACCAAGCCCUCUUCAGUCUCACCAUCGGGUUUGGCGUCGUCAUGACCCUCGCCAGCUACAACGACUUCAGGAACAACGUGCAUCUGGACGCCACCAUCAUCUCCUUCGCCGACACCUUCACCUCCCUGCUGGCCGGCAUCACCACCUUCGCCAUACUGGGCCACCUGGCAAACGAGAUGGGCGUGGAGGUGUCCGAGGUGGUGAAGGGGGGCGGCACUUCUCUCGCCUUCGUCAGUUACCCCGAGGCACUGGGCAAGUUCACUUUUGCGCCACAGCUGUUCUCGGCUAUGUUCUUCCUGAUGAUGUUCACGCUGGGACUGGGGAGCGCAGCGGCUUACAAUAACGUCAUCAUCACCAUCAUCAGCGACAGAUACCCGAACGUCACCAAGGUUUGGAUCACGCUGUCCGUGUGCGUGGUGGGCUUCCUGGUGGGGCUGCUCUACACCACGCCACAGGGGCAGUACAUCGUCACCCUCGUCAAUCACUACAGCGGCGGCGUGUCCAUCAUCCUGCUCAUGGUGGUGGAGCUCAUCGCCGUCAUGUGGGUGUAUGGGCUGCGGCGCCUCAUACGGGACAUCCACUUCAUGCUCAAUCGCUCCACGGGACUCUAUUGGAAGGUGUGCUGGGGCGCCUUCAACCCGCUCUUCCUGGCGAUCGUUUUUGCCUACAGCCAGACCCAGUCACAGACCCUCACCUACGGGACCUACGUGUUCGGCGACAUCGCUACUGGCAUAGGAACGGCGUUGGCAGCGGCAGCUGUGGCAAUGGUGCCUAUUAUGUUCGUGAAGGAGGUGUGGAUCAGGUACGACGCCUCCAAGGGGCUGCGGCACUCCCUGGCCAACACCUUCAGUAUUACUUCCGAGUGGGGCCCCAAGGAUCCUGCGCUCAACAAGGAGUACUGUGACCUUCUGGCGGCCGAGGCCCAGGCAGCACACAGGCGGCCUUCCACUUAACAGUGUCCCCACCCCUCUGGGCUAGCCAUAACACAGUAAUAUAUAGACUCUCUCUCUCUCUCUCUCUCUCUCUCUCUCUCUCUCUCUCUCUCUCUCUCUCUCUCUCUCUCUCUCUCUCUCUCUCUAAUGACAUUUUUUUUGUGUGUUUGAUAGGUUAGAGUUUAGUAUGGGACUACUUGACUUGAUCUGGUAAUACAAUAUUCCACAUUAAUUACCAUUUCUGUCAACGUGGCGUGUUUACGCAGGUGGACAGCUCCAUGUACCUGGCGUACCUGGCUUCACCUCUCCUCGUCUCAGCCCUUGGCCUCAGCAGCAGCCCCAUGGAGACUUCUGGGUGUAAUGAUUCUUGGCCGGCCACUGAUGGCUUCUCUUAUAUCGUCCUGCCACUCGUCCGGAUACAUAGACAGGGAACAGGGAUUUAUAAGCGUGUUUCUAACUUUAUAAUUGUAUACUAUGUUCAGUGUAGAAGAGAGAUUUUAGAGGAAGAUAUACGACACUGUCUUUGCCGAACGUGGCCUGUGACUGGCUAACUUAUUUGGACGUCAUUUUGUGCUCUACUCUGCAAUAGAGGGAAGAGUAUUCGGCGCUCUGAAAAAUUAGCACCACAUUGUCUACACUUCUGUAUAAUACAUCAGAAUUAUUGCUGACAGGAGGAGGAUGUCAUGAAGUGCAAAAAUUAAGGCGCCCCAUGCAACUGUUCAUCUUCUUCUUCUUCAGGGAUUUAUCCCCUAAUAGGGGGAACGGGCCUUUGUCUUACGACGGCCCGUCUCAGGGGGGAACCCGCUGCUGGCGUGCGGCGGGUGUAGGGACGCCUCCGCCGCCGCCACAGCCACGGGUAAUAGCCGGCGAGCAGCGACGGAGGCACGGACACUCUGAGCAGGCGCCCAGCAGACACCCGUAGCGGUACUCGUGCGAGCAGUCGACUGGUCGACUUGACCGCGGAGGGGUGGCCCAAAGCGAGGAUGACCCCACGGGUCCACCUCGCCUCCGCAGAAGGGCCACCCGGCUGCUCGCCCGAGGAGUGCUGGCGUUUCACUCUCAUCUUCUCCUUCGGGCUGGUCGUUAUAUAUGGGUAGGCCUGGGGAGGUAUUGUGCUAACUCAGGUGUCACUUUAGCCCCGUGUCUCCGGGUAGCGGAUUCCUACCUAUCACAGUCUUUCUUUAGGGUCAACUAUAUCUAUUUUCUAUUAUUCCAUGUAUUCAUCUGUUAUCAUUCUUAUUGCUGCAAGUUCAUUUGUCUCAUUCCCUCAUGUGGACAAUUGUAAAAAGGAGUGUGAAGCUUCCAUCUGAAUAUACUAAGUGGCUUUUUAACAUUUCAAGCACGAGAUUUAUAUUUACAUUAAGUUUCUUUCACAUCUGGUUUGAAGUCCGUCACCUGAUCUGAUGUCACCUCGCAUUAUUGUACGUGUUACCUACGCCACACCAUUGUUAAUUAAUCCCUUGCCCUGCCGCACUUAAUCAACCAGUCUUUCUUUAGGGUCAACUAUAUCUAUUCCUCUAUUAUUCCAUGUAUUCAUCUGUUACCAUUCUUCAUGUUGUAAGUUCAUUUGUCUCAUUCCCUCAUGUGGACAAUUGUAAAAAGGAGUGUGCAUGAGGCCGACCCUGCUGUCCUUCGAUCUCAAGUGCACGAGGUCAGAGUUUACAGCUAGACACAAAUUCUUGACCUCGAGUUGCAAGUACGAGAAUAAUAUUUAGGUUGAUUAAAAUGUGAGAAAGUUACGACUUUACGAGUUUUGGGCCUAAUCCUGCUUUAUAUUAAGACUUCCACAGUUAAAUCCAGGUUACACUCGUUCUGCACUCCAUGGAAUUGUUAUCCUUGGACGCUGCAAUCUCAAAGUCAUCAAGAACUUUGUCUUUUAUGUUAAUUCUUUGUUAUACGCGUAUCAGCCGCUGACUCAUAGGCAUGCAGGCGAAAUACUUGGGACAUUUGUAAACCUGAAAUGUAUGACCUCAAUAAACAAAGAAAAAUAA